This is a messenger RNA of Pecten maximus, 4351 nucleotides long. RefSeq lists its product as uncharacterized. The record is from RefSeq and is a predicted model, not a curated record. The coding region runs from base 230 to 991 and encodes 253 amino acids. NCBI's taxonomy places the organism in Eukaryota, Metazoa, Mollusca, Bivalvia, Pectinida, Pectinidae. The transcript is spliced from 8 exons. Gene Ontology annotation, molecular function: S-adenosylmethionine-dependent methyltransferase activity.
CAUUGUGAUCAUGUGACUUACACAAAAUGGUGGAUAUAUGCCACGAACUUUGAUUCUAAUGAACUUGUGUAGGAAACUUGGUUUUUUCAGAGUGAUCAAGAGGAUGUCAUCAACAACUGUCCACACCACAGCCAAUACGGGGUUUGUCGACGGAUUCAGCAAUUCAGCUCAGUCGAUAUAUUGCCAAAUUUACAAUGUAAAGACAAGGGGAGUGUAAUACAGGCACAAUAUGCCUUUUAUUCUAUGUCACCAGGGGCAGAAUUAUAACCAAGGUCGACCAUCAUACACAGAGAAGGCAGUGAGUUACAUAGCAGACCUUGUAACUACAGGAAACGUGUCUUAUGAUGUUUUGGAACUUGGAGCGGGAACAGGAAAAUUUACACAGAAAAUCAUCUCUAAUUUACCACAGGAUGUUAAAUACCUAGCAACAGAACCCAUGGACGGUUUCCUGGACACACUUAAAGAGCUAUGUCCAUCUGUAAGCACCAAGCUGUGUACUGCAAGUGACAUUCCCUUACCUGAAAACUCUGUUGGUACAGUGGUGGCUGCCCAGUGUUUCCAUUGGUUUGCCAGUGAAGAGAGUCUUGCAGAAAUUCGCCGUGUGCUUGUGCCAGGAGGCAGGUUUGUGAUGGUUUGGAACAACAAGGACUGGAAUGUGCCUUGGGUGAAGGACAUUGAGACCAUUUUGUCUGAAUUCUAUGGUGAUACACCAAGAGCUGUCAACAGAACAUGGAAAACUGUGAUAGAGAAGUUUACAGGCUUUCUGUGUAAAGAACACAUACUUCAGGAGGGAAUAGACUUCCAGGGAGACAGGGAUUUCAUUGUGAAUCAUUUCUGUACUAUAAGUGUCAUAGCCUCGUUAGCAGAAGAGGAAAAAGAGAAAGUACAGCAGAGAAUGUAUCAAGUUUUAGACAGCCAUGAAGAAACAACAGGGAAAGACAUCAUUAAAAUUCCAUUCCAAACAGAAAUAUAUCACUCGGUUAAAGUUUAACCAUCAUAUCCAGCUGAAAAUUAAACAUGUAAAUGUCGCAUACAGAGAAUAGCACAAAACAGGAAGAUAAAUAAACUGGUUGCCCUCUUGAUAGAGAUAAUUAGGACUGUUGACUAUAAAACAUGGGGUUGCCCUCCUGAUAGAGAUAAUUAGGGCUGUUGACAAUAAAACAUGUGGUUGCCCUCUUGAUAGAGAUAAUUAGGACUGCUAACUAUAAAACAUAUGGUUGCCCUCCUGGUAGAGAUAAUUAGGGCUGUUGACUAUAAAACAUUUGGUUGCCCUCCUGGUAGAGAUAAUUAGGGUUGUUGACUAUAAAACAAGGGGUUGCCCUCCUGGUAGAGAUAAUUAGGGCUGUUAACUAUAAACCAUGUGGUUGUCCUCCUGGUAGAGAUAAUUAAGGGUGUAGAAUAUAAAACAUGUGGUUGCCCUCCUGGUAGAGAUAAUUAGGACUGUUAACUAUAAAUGGUGGUGGUUGCCCUCCUGGUAGAGAUAAUUUAGGGCUGUUGACAAUAAAACAUGUGGUUGCCCUCCUGGUAGAGAUAAUUAGGGCCGUUAACUAUAAAACAUAUGGUUGCCCUCCUGGUAGAGAUAAUUAGGGCUGUUGACUAUAAAACAUGUGGUUGCCCUCCUGGUAGAGAUAAUUAGGGUUGUUGACUAUAAAACAUGGGGUUGCCCUCCUGGUAGAGAUAAUUAGGGUUGUUGACUAUAAAACAAGGGGUUGCCCUCCUGGUAGAGAUAAUUAGGGCUGUUAACUAUAAAACAAGGGGUUGUCCUCCUGGUAGAGAUAAUUAAGGGUGUAGAAUAUAAAACAUGGGGUUGCCCUCCUGGUAGAGAUAAUUAGGGCUGUUAACUAUAAAUGGUGGUGGUUGCCCUCCUGGUAGAGAUAAUUAGGGCUUUUGACUAUAAAACAUGUGGUUGCCCUCCUGAUAGAGAUAAUUAGGGCUGUUAACUAUAAAACAUAUGGUUGCCCUCCUGGUAGAGAUAAUUAGGUCUGUUAACUAUAAAACAUGGGGUUGCCCUCCUGGUAGAGAUAAUUAGGGCUGUUGACUAUAAAACAUAUGGUUGCCCUCCUGGUAGAGAUAAUUAGGGCUGUUGACUAUAAAUGGUGGUGGAUUCCCUUCUCAUAAAAAUAAUUGGGGCUUUUGGCUAUAAAAUGUGGCAUUUGCCCUCCUGAUAGAGAUAAUUAGGGCUGUUGACUUUAAUAUGUUAGUUGCCCUCCUCAUAGAGAUAAUUAGGGCUGUUGGUUGCCUUCCUGAUAGAGAUAAUUGAGGCUGUUGGCUAUAAACAUUGUUGAUAUAUGUUAUGGCAAAUACAAAAAUUCCUAACUGUUUUGUUGAUUUCAGACAUAUACCACGUAUUAGACAAUCAUUUGCUGACCUUUUAUGACCCAAACCGUUGUCUGGGUAAUGUUACAGUGUCAUUCCUUUUAUCAGUUGUGAGAGGAGAUCAUAAAUUUAAAGCAAUUUCCUGGUCAGUUUUACAAGGCAGUACCUUGUCUUUUAACAUAUGAUUUUAUUUUUAUUGUUAUUUGCGAUUUGUUGACAACAUCUGAAUGGAAUAAAUGAUGAUGUUUUGAAGUAUUUUUCAUAACUAUUUCAAUCAUAGAUCAUUGAUGUAAAUUGGGAUAUCCUUUUCCAUAUUAUAAUUCAAAAUGGAAGCUAUUGUAUCCUGGGAUCCUGUGAUAAGAACUACCAAUUGUUGGUCUAUUGACAGUAUACCAUUUAUUGGUCUGUACACAGUAUACCAUUUAUUGGCCUGUACACAGUAUACCAUUUAUUGGCCUGUAUACAGUAAACCAUUUAUUGGCCUGUACACAGUAUACCAUUUGUUGGCCUAUACACAGUAUAUCAUUUGUUGGCCUGUACACAGUAUACCAACUGUUGACCUAUACACAGUAUACCAUCUGUUGGCCUAUACACAGUAUACCAUUUGUUGACCUAUACACAGUAUAUCAUUUGUUGGCCUAUACACAGUAUACCAUUUGUUGGCCUAUACACAGUAUACUAUUUGUUGGCCUGUACACAGUAUACCAUUUAUUGGCCUAUACACAGUAUACCAUUUAUUGGCCUAUACACAGUAUACCAUUUGUUGGCCUAUACACUGUAUACCAUUUGUUGACCUAUACACAGUAUACCAUUUGUUGGCCUAUACACAGUAUAUCAUUUGUUGGCCUAUACACAGUAUACCAUUUGUUGACCUAUACGCAGUAUACCAUUUGUUGACCUAUACACAGUAUACCAUUUGUUGGCCUAUACACAGUAUACCAACUGUUGGCCUUUACACAGUAUACCAUUUGUUGACCUGUACACAGUAUACCAUUUGUUGGCCUAUACACAGUAUACAUUUGUUGGCCUGUACACAGUAUACCAUUUGUUAACCUAUACACAGUAUACCAUUUGUUGGUCUAUUGACACAUUUGUUGGCCUGUACACAGUAUACCAUUUGUUGACCUAUACACAGUAUACCAUUUGUUGACCUGUACACAGUAUACCAUUUAUUGGCCUGUACACAGUAUAAUAUUUGUUGGCCGGUACACAGUAUACCAUUUGUUGGCCUAUACGCAGUACAUCAUUUGUUGGCCUAUACACAGUAUACCAUUUGUUGGCCUAUACACAGUAUACCAUUUGUUGGCCUAUACACAGUACAUCAUUUGUUGGCCUAUACACAGUAUACCAUUUAUUGGCCUAUACACAGUAUAUCAUUUGUUGGCCUAUACACUGGAUACCAUUUGUUGACCUAUACACAGUAUACCAUUUAUUGACCUAUACACUGUAUACCAUUUGUUGGCCUAUACACAGUAUACCAUUUGUUGGCCUAUACACAGUAUACCAUUUGUUGGCCUAUACACAGUAUACCAUUUGUUGGCCUAUACACUGUAUACCAUGUGUUGGCCUAUACACAGUAUACCAUUUGUUGGCCUAUACACUGUAUACCAUGUGUUGACCUAUACACAGUAUACCAUUUGUUGGCCUAUACACAGUAUACCAUUUAUUGGCCUAUACACAGUAUAUCAUUUGUUGGCCUAUACACUGGAUACCAUUUGUUGACCUAUACACAGUAUACCAUUUAUUGACCUAUACACUGUAUACCAUUUGUUGGCCUAUACACGGUAUACCAUUUGUUGGCCUAUACACAGUAUACCAUUUAUUGGCCUAUACACUGUAUACCAUUUGUUGGCCUAUACACUGUAUACCAUGUGUUGGCCUGUACACAGUAUACCAACUGUUGGCCUAUACACAGUAUACCAUUUAAUUUAAAACUAUAACAUAAACUUUUGAUAUGUUAAUGUAUUUUUUGUCCUGCAUGACCUUAAAUCAAUGUUGUAGUAAGUAUGCAAUAAAUGUAUUUUGAUUUAUUUUG